CCCUAUGUAUCUUAUGCUUCUUCAAACUCCGUAUUCCACUAUUCCUCCAAAAAGAAAAAAGCCUUCCCAUUCCUCCUUCAAAACCCUCGUUAAGUCGGUUCCUCCGUAGCCCGAACUGGUUAUCGAUCGAGACCGGCAAGCAUGACAGCCGAGGUAGUUCCAUAUCAAAACGGCGUCCUAUCAAAUGGAGAUCUAACCUCUAAAGCUGUGAAGAAGUCGCGGGAAAGUGAACGACGCCGUCGGAGACGGAAGCAGAAGAAGAACAAUAAGGCGUCUCAAGUUUCAGAGGCGGCGGACUCUGCCAACGGCGACGGAAGCGACGCUGGUGAAGAUGAGGCUAAAGAGAAUGGUGAUCCUCAACAACAGGUUGUGGAGAAAGUUGAAAUUGAGUAUGUACCAGAACAUGCAGAGCUAGAUGAUGGUUUGGAUGAAGAGUUUAGAAAGGUCUUUGAGAAAUUCAGUUUCCGUGACACUGCUGGUGCUGAGGAGAAUGAUAAAAAGGAUGAGUCUGCCCAAAAUGCUGACACAAAGAAAAAGGCUGAUUCAGACUCUGAUGAGGAAGAAGAGGAUAGUCAACAAAGAGAGAAAGGGUUCUCAAAUAAGAAGAAAAAGCUUCAACGACGGAUGAAGAUCGCUGAAUUGAAACAAAUAUGCUCAAGGCCUGAUGUUGUUGAGGUGUGGGAUGCCACUUCUGCAGACCCAAAAUUGCUGGUAUUUCUGAAAGCAUACCGGAACACAGUUCCUGUGCCGAGGCAUUGGUGUCAGAAGAGGAAGUUCUUACAGGGUAAGCGUGGUAUUGAAAAGCAACCUUUUCAGCUCCCUGAUUUUGUUGCUGCCACUGGAAUUGAGAAAAUUAGACAGGCGUAUACAGAAAAGGAGGACGGUAAGAAGUUAAAACAGAAGCAGCGUGAGCGUAUGCAGCCAAAGAUGGGCAAAAUGGAUAUUGACUAUCAGGUCCUCCAUGAUGCCUUUUUUAAAUACCAAACAAAGCCAAAGCUGACUACUCAUGGUGAUCUGUAUCAUGAAGGGAAAGAAUUUGAGGUAAAGCUUAGGGAGAUGAAGCCAGGCACACUGUCGCAAGAACUAAAAGAAGCACUUGGUAUGGCUGAGGGUGCUCCCCCACCAUGGCUUAUUAAUAUGCAGAGAUAUGGGCCUCCACCAUCUUACCCGCACCUGAAAAUCCCUGGACUGAAUGCUCCUAUUCCUCUGGGGACUAGCUUUGGAUAUCAUGCUGGUGGUUGGGGCAAGCCUCCUGUUGAUGAAUUUGGACGUCCUCUGUAUGGAGAUGUCUUUGGUGUUCAGCAACAAGAACAGCCCAAUUAUGAGGAAGAGCCAGUUGACAAGACCAAGCACUGGGGUGAUUUGGAAGAGGAGGAAGAGGAAGAGGAGGAGGAGGAGGAAGAAGAAGAGAUUGAAGAAGAGGAGCUUGAGGAUGGCAUUCAAUCUGUAGAUAGCCUUUCAAGCACUCCGACUGGUGUUGAGACACCUGAUGUUAUUGAUCUCCGCAAGCAACAAAGAAAGGAACCUGACAGGCCUCUUUACCAAGUACUUGAAGAGAAAGAAGAAAAGAUUGCUCCAGGAACCUUACUUGGAACAACACACACGUAUGUGGUUGGCAGUGGCACCCAAGAUAAGACAUCUGCCAAGAGGGUUGAUUUGCUUAAAGGUCAAAAGUCGGAUAGGGUGGAUGUUACACUUGCACCUGAAGAACUGGAAUCAAUGGAAAACGUUUUGCCGGCUAAGUACGAAGAAGCAAGGGAGGAGGAGAAGCUGCGUAGUCAGCGUGAGGAUUUCAGUGACAUGGUUGCUGAGAAUGAGAAGAAAAGGAAACGGAAAAUGCAAGAAAAAGAGGGGAAAUCGAAGAAAAAGGAUUUCAAAUUCUAAGCUGGGUGAGAAUUUGAAGCUGGUUUUUCCCAUCUGGAAGUUCAAUACCAUGUUUGAGUUUGAGUUUGAGUUGGUGGAACUGGAUUUCAUAUAUAAAUGAGCAGAAUCAGGAGUUGGUUUACUUUUUGCUCGAAGAACUAACUAUGGAUUAGUUUCUAAUCUCAGUUACGGACAUUUGUAAUAUUGUAUUAGUUAUAUUGAAACGCUUUAAUAUUAUGGCUGUGGUUUCAUGAUUAUCCGAGCCCGCAGUAACUGAACUUUUAACUUUUAUUAGAAGUUCUAUUUCAAGGAAUGCGUAAGUUAUAUAAGUAAUAUUGUAUUAGUUAUAUUGGACGUAGAGUGAGUUCUACA
This is a messenger RNA of Tripterygium wilfordii, 2235 nucleotides long. Its product is annotated as splicing factor 3B subunit 2-like. The coding region runs from base 142 to 1884 and encodes 580 amino acids. Gene Ontology annotation, biological process: mRNA splicing, via spliceosome. Gene Ontology annotation, cellular component: catalytic step 2 spliceosome; U2 snRNP; U2-type spliceosomal complex. The transcript has 18 exons. Lineage: Eukaryota; Viridiplantae; Streptophyta; Magnoliopsida; Celastrales; Celastraceae. The record is from RefSeq and is a predicted model, not a curated record.